AUGGAAGACAUUGGCCAUCGCCAGCCGAAAACCUUCCCGUCAGCAAGAACUUACAUAAGCGUUCCAACUGAGGAACCACAAGGACAUUCUUCAAACAUCCGUGAUGACGCAGCGGGAGAAUAUGGCAGGGAGCCAAAAAAGGUCGAACUCUCAAACCGACCAUUGGGUAAUUUCAACGUCCUCAGUCUGUGGAAGUACGAGUUCUUGGCCAUAAUUGUAUCAGUUCUGGCCUUCAUCGCCAUGAUAAUCCUUUUGAAAGUGUCCGACGGAAAACCGCAGCCAAAAUUUGCGUAUUCCAUCAACCUCACCACGACUAUCGCUAUUUUUACUACUCUCUUGAGAGCUGCGAUGGUUUUCGUUGUUGCUGAAGUUAUCGGACAACGCAAGUGGCUUUGGAUGGAUCAGCCACGCCCUUUGCGACACAUCGAGCAUUUUGACAAUGCUGGAAGAGGUAUCUGGGGAUCAAUAAGACUUCUGUUUCUGACGCUCAAGCCGAAGCUUACUGUCUUGGCCUCGCUCAUUGUGAUCACUUCAUAUGCUGUCGGCCCGUUCGUCCAGCAAGCAGUUAAGACGUAUCCUUGUCCUAUAAACGGGAAGGGAAUUGCGAAGAUAUCAAUUGCCGAACGCGUCAUACGAUCAGACGCCUAUGUCGGGGCCCAAGUAGGCGGCGCUGGAGAUCGUGCCGUCAUCAAAAACCUCAGGGUCGCUCCGGAACUGCAGAUGACUGCCCUGAAUGGUCUGCUGGCCGACACUCCGACUGGCUCCGUGAACCUCUUUCAAUGCGACUCUGGGAACUGUACGUUUCCUCUCAGAGGGCAAGGAGCUACUCAUACUUCACUCGGUCUUUGUAGCACUUGCACCGAUGUGAGAUCCAAAUUGCUGGAAUCUCGACACAUCUCGAACUUCUCCCACGUGUUUGAGACAGACCGCGAUUACCGAUUCGACAACCGCUCCGAAUUUGGGAUCAGCACCUUUUUCAAGUCUGGUAUUUUCAACAUGACGACUGAACGGACGAGCCCUUACAGCACCACGGAAGACUACGAAAAUACCGAGACGUCUAUCCUGUCGUUUACUGCAAAAGGCUGUGCCCGUACAAAGGAUCCAGAGGACGGAUCCCUGACGAGGGAAUGCAAACACAGCUACGACAACAUGCCGGGUCUUUUUCCAGAGUUCGACAUCGUGGCAGCGAACUGCAGCUUACACCCCUGCCUUCGCCGCUACAAUGCCAACGUGGUGAAUGGUGUACUGGACGAGAAGCUUGUCUCUACCGCGCCGGUCGGUGCAGCCAAUAUCUCAUACGUCCAAGCAAACAUAGCGGACGAUGUCAGAAAUACCUAUGUAUUUCGUAACUUCUCCUACGUCGCUUUGAGCGAGCCUUGCAUUAUCAAAGACGCAUGGUACGACUCGUCCAACAUCAGCCAAGCACCGCGAGACGGCGUGGACUGGACGUCAUGGGGCACAGGAGAUACUCUCCAUGAAGCGCCAUCCGAGUGUCUGGUACUCAUGGAUCCCACCGAGUUCCUUGGUAUCAGGCGAUUCUUUCUGCAGACGCUCAAAGGAUCAUGCGCCAAGACAACUUCCGGUUCCAACAGACCGACUUCGAGCCUUGAAAACGGCAGGAUCAAUUGUGAAGGGGGCUUCUGGGUCGACGCAUUCUUCAACAGCGGGAACGCCACAUUCGACGAUAUCUCCACCGCCUUCGACAAUAUGGCGACGGCGCUGACGAACCGCAUGCGCGCGAAAGGGCGUGAGUUCCUCACAGAAGCGCGGAGCUUCACGAAUGGGACUGCUGUAGAAAUGUCCAUCUGCAUGCGCGUUGACUGGCCAUGGCUGGUGUAUCCGGGUGUCCUGCUAGUUCUGACAUCGGUUCUCCUUGCGACGACAUACGCACAGAGCUGUCGGGACAGGGGAAGACAUCCGAUUUGGAAAUCAUCGAUACUGCCUUUGCUGUUUUAUGGGCCAGAUACGCAGCAAACCUACCUGGAUAAGCAGCAAGAUGGCUCCGAUGGGAGACAGUCCUUGCCUCUUAUGCAACUGGCUGAGCUCGAGGCAAUAGCUGAUGCGACUAAGGCGAGGUUUUGCAGCGGUCGGGAUGUAGCUGGCUUCAUUGUAGACAAAAACGCCCUCUGA
Molecule: messenger RNA, 2130 nt
Organism: Colletotrichum siamense
Lineage: Eukaryota; Fungi; Ascomycota; Sordariomycetes; Glomerellales; Glomerellaceae
Exons: 3
Coding region: 1-2130 (709 amino acids)
Source: RefSeq, a predicted model, not a curated record